ACCUCACAAUUUAUUCUCUAUUAAAAAAGGUUCACUCAUUCAACCUCUCAACCAAAACACAUUGCAAUAUUUUCUUUGCAAACCAUAGUCAUGGCUUUCAUGAACAAAUUCUCAGCCACCAUUUUAGUACUUUCUCUCCUUGCUUACUCAACAUUCACUGAAGCCAACAGUUCAUGCCCUCCAUCACCAAAGCCAACACCACCACCUUCAUCCCAAGAUCAUUGCCCUAAAGACACCUUAAAGCUAGGGGUUUGUGCAGACAUCUUAGGAUUGGUUAAUGUUGUCGUUGGAGAUCCUCCUUCAGGUAGUAAUUGUUGUGCUUUACUCAAAGGUUUGGUUGAUUUGGAGGCAGCAGCAUGUCUUUGCACAGCAAUUAAGGCCAAUGUGCUUGGAAUAAACUUGAAUGUUCCUAUCACACUAACUUGGAUACUUAGUGCAUGUCAAAAAGAUGUUCCUCCUGGUUACCAAUGUGUUUAAGGAUUCAAAUUAUGUUGUGUCUCGUUGUUGGCAUUAUGUUUGGGAGUAACACUUUCUCAAUAACAUUUGUUUUAUUAUUGGUUGAAACUCAUGGAGGAUAUUUACUCUUUACCGUCGAAACAUGACUCGUGUGAAUUAGUGAAACUCUUACAAAUUUCAACCAAUAAUAAAAA
Vicia villosa (hairy vetch) is the source of this 650-nucleotide messenger RNA. Its product is annotated as 14 kDa proline-rich protein DC2.15-like. NCBI's taxonomy places the organism in Eukaryota, Viridiplantae, Streptophyta, Magnoliopsida, Fabales, Fabaceae. The record is from RefSeq and is a predicted model, not a curated record. The transcript has a single exon. The coding region runs from base 91 to 477 and encodes 128 amino acids.